Molecule: messenger RNA, 489 nt
Organism: Coffea eugenioides
Lineage: Eukaryota; Viridiplantae; Streptophyta; Magnoliopsida; Gentianales; Rubiaceae
Exons: 1
Coding region: 1-489 (162 amino acids)
Source: RefSeq, a predicted model, not a curated record
AUGUCUCUAGUCACACAAGAGAUAAGGGCUAGUGCAUCAGAAAUUUACAAUGAGAAAGAGUUGUGCCAAGUGAAAGCAAAAGUGUUUCUUAAAGAAGUUGGGCUGCCAGAUUGCCUACUUCCAUUGGAAGACAUCGAGGAAUGCGGAUUCGUGAAAGAAACUGGCUUUAUUUGGCUUAAACGGAAGCAAAAGAUUGUGCGAAAGUUUGAAAAGAUUGACAAGCUUGCCCAAUAUGCAGCUGAAAUCACAGCCUAUGCUGAACCAAAGAAGUUAAAGUCCGUGACUGGACUGAAGGCCAAGGAGCUCUUCUUGUGGGUUACUGUGAGUGAUGUUGAAGUUGAAGAUGCUCCAACUGGAAAGAUCACUUUCAAGUCUCCUCUAGGGCUGACAAGAACUUUCCCGCGGUCGGCUUUUGAGGUGGCGGAAGCUGAAGAGGUUAAGUCAACAAAGAAUGAUAGAACUGACAAUGAAGUGAAAUCAAGGGUUUAA